UCUCUCUCUCCCUCCCACACCUUUCGUCUCCAUUAGAACUCUCUCUCUCCUUCUCUCCAUCUCUCCGGCGACGAUCCCAAAAUACCGGUCAAAUACUCGCCGGACAACGACUUCCGUCCACCUUUACGAGCCCUCGUCCGUCGAUUCCCCGAUCUCAGCAUCUCGGAGCCAUGAAUCCCGAAUACGACUACCUAUUUAAGCUUUUGCUCAUCGGGGACUCUGGUGUUGGUAAAUCAUGUCUCCUUCUGAGGUUUGCUGAUGACUCGUAUCUGGAGAGCUACAUUAGUACCAUCGGCGUCGACUUUAAAAUCCGCACGGUGGAACAAGAUGGGAAGACAAUUAAACUACAGAUCUGGGAUACAGCUGGACAGGAACGUUUCAGAACUAUCACCAGCAGUUACUAUCGUGGUGCCCAUGGAAUUAUUGUUGUAUAUGAUGUCACAGACCAGGAGAGCUUCAACAAUGUCAAGCAGUGGUUAAGUGAAAUUGACCGAUAUGCUAGUGAAAACGUGAACAAGCUUCUGGUUGGAAACAAAUGUGACCUGACGGCACAAAAAGUCGUGUCUACUGAAACAGCCAAGGCAUUUGCGGAUGAGAUUGGGAUCCCGUUCAUGGAGACGAGUGCGAAGGAUGCCACCAAUGUUGAGCAGGCUUUUAUGGCCAUGGCUGCUGCAAUCAAGAAUAGGAUGGCAAGCCAGCCUGCAAUGAACAAUGCUAGACCUCCGACAGUGAAUAUUCGAGGACAACCAGUCAACCAAAAGGCUGGCUGCUGUUCUUCUUGAAGUCGAAGUUUCCUUGGCGGGCUUGUGAUGUCAAAAUCUGUUCUCUUUGGCUUAUAGCAUGUAAACCUAGUAUCUUUUAAGUGAUGCUCUGCUGUGAAGACAGUUCAUUAAGAUAUGCAUUUCAUGGUUAUUCUGGUACUUUGUUGCGAUUUCCAUUCUUUCUCAUGUGUAUUUGAUUCUGAAACGUCUGUACAAAUUAGGAAUGUUGGUGAAUAGCAGUAUUUGCCUCGUUGACCUCU
Rhodamnia argentea is the source of this 1021-nucleotide messenger RNA. Its product is annotated as GTP-binding protein YPTM2. Gene Ontology annotation, molecular function: GTPase activity; GTP binding. The transcript is spliced from 8 exons. The record is from RefSeq and is a predicted model, not a curated record. Lineage: Eukaryota; Viridiplantae; Streptophyta; Magnoliopsida; Myrtales; Myrtaceae. Bases 171 to 782 code for a protein of 203 amino acids.